AUGGUUGUUAUACUUUUCAAUGAAAAUGAAGAUUAUGAUCGGAAGAAGAAAGACGAAGCUUAUGAUUGGAAGAAAGUCGAAGACGAAGCCCAAGUCAAAACACAGAUGAUGAGAAUGGUGAUCGAAUAUCGUCAAGAGAAGGGUACUUUUGUAAUCAAAUAUAAUAAGAGACAAAGAGAAGAUGAAGAUUCUAGAAAUAAUAAACGUAGCAAGUAUGGUGGAUGGGUGAAGGAAAAGUUACUCGGAAGGGGAGGUUUUGGAUGUGUUAACUUGGUUAAGUUUAAAGAACCUCGACCACCGCACUAUAAAGAUUUGCCUGAGCUUUUGGCAGUAAAAUCUGCACUAAAUAAUACUUGUUCAAAGGAUCUAGUUAGGGAGAUGAAAGUGUAUGAGUCUCUUGGUUCCAGUCCUUUUAUUGUUAAGUGCUACGGUCAAUUAGAUAAUUAUAAUAAAUGGGAGGUAAAUAUGGCGAUGGAGUAUGCAUCAGGUGGGUCCUUGGCUAGUGCGAUCGAGAGUAAGAAUAAUGGAGAUGGAUUGAGUGAGUGGGAAGUGAAGGCACACACUUGCUCCAUUCUUAAAGGGCUUGAGUUUAUUCAUGGAAAGGGUUUGGUGCAUUGUGAUUUGAAACCCGCAAACAUUAUACUGGUGGCUGAUGAUGAUGAUAAUAGUCCUUAUAGCGUCGAUGGUUUUGUGGCGAAGAUUGCUGAUUUUGGUAUGGCUAAGACUAGUAGUGUUGGUAGUAAUAAUGGUGAUGAUGAGUGCAUGAGGAGGUCAAAGGUUGGAGGAACUCUGUAUUAUCUUUCUCCCGAAGCUUUAUUAGAAAAUACUCAAGAAGAGGCGAGUGAUAUUUGGGCAGUUGGGUGUGUGGUUUUGCAAAUGUUGACUGGACUAGUGCUGCCGUGGUAUGAUAACCCCACUGAAAAUCAGCUUUCCAGUAUAAUUAGUAUAGACACUCCAUGUAGUGGUUUACCUUCGGAUUGGCUUUCCAAGAAUGCUUGGGAUUUCUUGUUCAAGUGCUUUACUAGGAACCCUAAUAAUAGACCUUCUGCUCACAUGUUACUAAACCAUCCCUUUCUUCUCUCAGAAGAUCACCAAGAAAGUGAUCAACAAAUAAAUCACAAUGAUAUUGACGCUGAUGAAGAUCAUGGUGAUGGUGAUAGUGAUGGUGAUGGUGAUGGUGAAGACUCUGAACACGUCGACGAUGGUGAUAAUGAUGAUGGUGAUGAUGAUGAAGAAGAAUACGAGGACGACGAUGAUGAUGAACAGCCUCCCUUUUAUGAUUCUUGGUUUAGCAGUAGUCCCUGA
Molecule: messenger RNA, 1305 nt
Organism: Cannabis sativa
Lineage: Eukaryota; Viridiplantae; Streptophyta; Magnoliopsida; Rosales; Cannabaceae
Product: mitogen-activated protein kinase kinase kinase 20-like
Exons: 2
Coding region: 1-1305 (434 amino acids)
Biological process (GO): protein phosphorylation
Molecular function (GO): protein kinase activity; ATP binding
Source: RefSeq, a predicted model, not a curated record